Molecule: messenger RNA, 1821 nt
Organism: Cantharellus anzutake
Lineage: Eukaryota; Fungi; Basidiomycota; Agaricomycetes; Cantharellales; Hydnaceae
Exons: 8
Coding region: 1-1821 (606 amino acids)
Source: RefSeq, a predicted model, not a curated record
AUGAACAGAUACGCCGCCAGUCGCCAUGCCUGGGUGUUUCUCUCUAUCGUUUUCGAUCUUUCCGCCAUCGGACUUGUCGUGCUUGUUCACCAGCGUGACGUCCUUCUCCCCCUACCCCGGAACUCCGCAGAAGCCACUUUGCAGAGCCUUUUGCCCACGUUCGCAUCCUUCGUGGGCCACAUACUCGUUGUUAUCAAUGCCAUCGCUAUCUCAUCGCUAGUAACGGCAUUCACCAAGAAGAAGAUAUCUGACCGGGGGAUCACCUUUAAAGAAAUGAACCAUCUCCACUCUGUUGCCAACGGAAACCUCCCACACUCUCUCACUCUGGUUGCCUUCAUCGCCAUCGCUAUUAAGUUGGCACAGAGUUUCUUUGCCUCCGCAAUAGUCUACAGUCUCUCCCCUGAUCUUAUGAACCGAGGAACGACGCAUAGCAUGCCAAUUGUUGACCUUGCUAUUGAUACGAACCAAGUGAAAGUCAACUGUUCGUAUGGCAAUGGCGACGUCAAUCUGUACGGUUACGGUCCAAAUUGUCCUCUCAACAACGCCUAUGGGGUCAUCUAUAACGCCUACAUUGAUUCGUUGGGUGACACGUUUCUCGUCAACAGCACAAGGGACGGAGUCUCAUACCCUUCCACCCUUCUUGGCAUCUCUGGCUCGAUUUCCACGCUAUCCACUCGGUACGCUCGGGAUGUAAGCGGGAAUCCGAAGCGCACGGUUCUCCCAACCGACACGUUCGAUUCCUGUGUGCCGAGAGUUAAUGUGACCGCAACGUGCAAUUCCAGUCUCGACAACGGUCAGACUGCGGAAUUUGGGUCGCUCAAUGUUGCUACCAACUCGGGGGGGCCCAACUCAAUUGCCACCUUCCGCAUUCGUAACAGCGAUGGAAGCCAUGGCGGAUAUCAAUAUGCCCCGGUUUACGCCAAUGGGGCCAUCUCCAUUUUCCAGGAUGACGACGUUCAGAACGGAGAAACGGUCGUCACGAUCUUGAGCACUGGGAAAUAUGCCGAGAACCUUAGCUCACCCACAAUCCAAUGUCGUGUCUCUGCCUAUCAAUAUCUCCUCCCCAUUCGCAUCGUAGGAAAUACCUAUGUCCAACCACUCCCUUCGCUUCAAUGCCCCUCUAUCCCCGAACCACCGCCUUCCACUUUACUUCAAGUGGUUCGCAUCGCGCCCAUGGCAUUGGUCAAAUCACAAGGUCAAGACGGAAAACUCGAAGCUAUUUCGCUCAUUUCGUCAGAGAGAAGAUCGACUCCUGGAGGAACGACAAAGGCCCUCGAACUUGCGCUGAAGCAAAUGGCCAGUGUCGGAGCGACGGAAAUGUAUGGGGUCUUGGACAGUUUAUCCAAUAUCACAUGGCCAGGCACAAUGGAUUACACAUUCGCAACGCAGGGAUACAAGCUCGGGAUAUCAGGGAACUACAGUCUUAUCUUUCUACUGAGUCCGGUGACACUCUUACUUGCUCUGCUUUGGGGGUGGGUGUGGGUGGGCUUCAGGAAUGGCGUAGAUGGAGGUUUCAAUCCCUUACAUCCUAGCUGUACAGCAGCAGCGGGGAUGAAAAGAGAAGUCCUGGUGGCUGAAAUCGCUGACACGAAGGAUGCGGAUCAACAUGGGCUUGAUGAGCUAGACGUGACUGUUAAAUAUGGUUAUGUGAACGGGACGAGGUUAGGCCUCGAAGUGCCAGGUGGGCAACCUGCAUAUUCCGAAUAUGUGAGGGUGUCGGAGUAUAAGGACUCCCCAAUCGCGUCACCCAUACCGACGCUGGGCUUUAAUAGCCCCGAACAACCACUCUAUUCGGCUCCUACUUUCCCUCAUCCGCACUAA